GGGAAAUUUAAAUGUAAUCAAUCCCCGAAUGAUCGAACAUCAAAAUAUACUUUCCAUGGACGCCGCGGCGUGGCCUCUGCCGAGUGAGCAGAAGGCAGAGCCGUGUGGAGAUAACAUGCCUUUUGAUGAGCAGCUAAGGACCACACUGCACUGUGAUGAUAAGGAAAAGCUUCGUAGGAAGUUGGCACUGUUACAAAGGGAGUACCUCAAGACAACUCAGAGACUACAGCGUGCUGAGCGUGUUGACGCAGUGCGCAAACACGUGAGGAGCAGAAUCAGUCAGCAGAACCAGGAAGACACAGAUGUGACCUCUAACCCCCGUCUCAGCCCCUCUCCAUUGAUACUGAACGCCACCAAUGGGGCCGCCACAAGUGAAGCUCAGUGCGAGGGACACACUGGAGGUCCGGUGGAUUCUGAUAACUCCAGGAGGAGCCAGGUGAUCAGGUUCCUGCUCCCUUCUGAAGAUCCUUGCACUGAAACCCUGACUCCCAGCCAUGACACACCCGGAGGUCACAGGUCGAGCCCCGCUCUGCGCCUCAGGUCUCGACGCAGCCGCCUGCGUUGGGAGAGGAGGAGCGCCGAGGCUGGCAGGAGCACGGACGACAACAGUGAGGAAGGACAGGAGCAGAGUGAGAGGAUGGCGGUUGGGAGUGAAGGGGGAGACAAAACGCGGGGAACAGAGGUUGUGAAUGAAGGUGAAGAGCUAUGUUCUGGUACUGAGUCUGAGUCUCCAUCUCUGCUGCUGACACACUGGAACACGACGCAAAAUGAAACGGGAGAUAUCGAGGGAAACCAAAUACAAGGACAACCAGAACAAAGGGGGAAAGAGACCGAGUUAAGAUCCGAAGGGAAAAAAGAAUCAACUUCUUUGGUGCCUUCACCUGCAGGCAGGGAACUAAACGGCGCAGAGCAGAGGAAUAAAAGGCUUUGUGAAAACAGCAGCGAUAAAGACAAUGAACAAAAUUCAGCAGAGAAAACAGAAACGGAAAAAAGUCUUGAAAAUACAGCUGAAUUCAAAAAAGAAAAAAGUGAGAUGGUUGGAUCGGGGCAUGAUGUAAAGGCUGUGAGUCUCCUUGACUCCUGUACCCUCGUGGAAGGACUACUUUUCCCCGCAGAGUACUAUGUCCGAACCACAAGGCGUAUGAGCCAAUCACAGAGCCAGCCGAACAUGCAAGCUAUCAUUCUCUCCCAGCUGAGCGGCGGGCGACGUUGCCGGGGCCGCGGCGGCAGGGGAUCGAACCGGGACACACCCAACCCUGAACGUUCAGAUCAACACACUGCAUCUGUAGCUCCUUGUCUGGACUCACAGCCUGCUGAGCCGAACACUCAGAGCUCCAGCGAGAUUUCUCCUAUUGUCACCUCUGCUCGGCCAGCAAGAGGGAGGAGGAAGAAGAGAGGAAGGGGAAGAGGGAGACCUCAAACCCCACGGUGCUCUCUCAGUUUAGACUCCAAUCAGCUAGACCUUGCACAAAAGACCUCAGACGAUCCCCCAGCAACAAGCUCCCCGGUGGAUUCCUCCCCGUCUCUUCAUCAAGCUGAUGGAUGGAAACCCUCUAUCUCUCCGGUGCAGGACGUCCCACAGCCUGCGUCCACAAACAGCACAGAUACACCGCCUUCCUCUGGGGUCAUGGUUGAUCCGUCCAGCUCUGCAUCUGGACCUCUGGGGAAGGUCUUUCCCAUCUUUCGUACGAGCGGCGAAAGGAGCAACAGAUCCACUCAGAGCAGUAGAGAUGCAGCGAGCUGGGCAGUGUCUCCUCCUGCCCUCCUCUCCCCGGCCCAACCUUCUCUGCUUCCUCUCCCCUCUCCGUCUCCUGGCUCGCUGUUCAACUACUUUGACACUAUCCAGGAUUUCCAUCUCCCCGAUGACCAGUUUGCUUUUCUUAAGCUGCACAAGCUCCGCCAAGUCUCCGUGGCUUCGGAAGUGGAACCUUUUACCUCGCCGUCUUACAACACGCGCAGAAGCAGCCGCCGUUUUGUUAGCAGUGACUUAGAGAGGCGUCUUCCACUGCCGCUCAGCCUCACACCCACCAUCAGAAAGUCACCCCAUACCGCUGCUGCUUCACAUUCUGACCUGCAAAAUGUGUCAAUCAAAUACAGCCAGUCCUUCACAGAAGACCCUGAGCAAGUUAUUAAAGAAACCCUUGGAGAGCAGCAGACUGAAAACCUCCAGAUAGAGUGUCAGAGUUGCACCACCUCAACAGUGUCUGAGCCAGGGGUUCAAGAUGGUGCUGGUGACUGCGUUGAUCAAUAUAAAAAGCAAGAGACUAUCCUUCUGAAUACUCACCACACUGUCGAACCACAGCCUCACAUCAGCUUUGCAGACAGACCUGUAGAACAAGUAAAUAAUGAUGACAUUGGGUGUUCAGAUGAACUUCAAAUCAAAGAGUCUUCUCUCCUUUUAUAUGAACAACAAACAGUUAGUCCGGGUGUCAUCCAUCCUUUGGAGGAACAUAUGUCGACACACAACCAAACUGAAGACAAAGAUACCAUCAAGACUCUUUCCUUCCAUUGCUCUCUACAGGAAACCCCCGAGGAGCCUUCUAUAAGCCGCGCUGCUGAACAGUUAUGUAACGUCAGCGAAGCUCCAGGAGAGUCUCCCGUACAGAAUCUGCAUGAGAAGUCUCCCACUCAAGACUCAAGGGAAUCGCCUAGAGCCGGAUCGAUGGGAAAUCAACACAAGUGUGUACAGCCCCACAGCUCGCAGCUCCUGUUGAGCCCUGCUCUGACCUCAGCACCCUUCAUAACCCAGCCCCCGCCCUCCUCUGCUCUCCUCCCCAGCCCCACACUGCCAUCACUAGGACUCACCCCCCGCCUCCUGCCCCCCGCCCUCCUCUGCUCUCCUCCCCAGCCCCACACUGCCAUCACUAGGACUCACCCCCCGCCUCCUGCCCCCGCCCUCCUCUGCUCCCCCACACUGCCAUCACUAGGACUCACCCCCCGCCUCCUGCCCCCGCCCUCCUCUGCUCUCCUCCCCAGCCCCACACUGCCAUCACUAGGACUCACCCCCCGCCUCCUGCCCCCGCCCUCCUCUGCUCUCCUCCCCAGCCCCACACUGCCAUCACUAGGACUCACCCCCCCGCCUCCUGCCCCCGCCCUCCUCUGCUCUCCUCCCCAGCCCCACACUGCCAUCACUAGGACACACCCCCCCGCCUCCUGCCCCCCGCCCUCCUCUGCUCUCCUCCCCAGCCCCCACACUGCCAUCACUAGGACUCACCCCCGCCUCCUUCCCCCGCCCUCCUCUGCUCUCCUCCCCAGCCCCACACUGCCAUCACUAGGACUCACCCCCCGCCUCCUGCCCCCCCGCCUCCUGCCCCCGCCCUCCUCUGCUCUCCUCCCCCAGCCCCACCACUGCCAUCACUUAGGACUCACCCCCCGCCUCCUUCCCCCGCCCUCCUCUGACUCACCCCCCCGCCUCCUGCCCUCCUCCCCCUCUGCCCCUCCGGCUCUCUCUCCGUGUCCAUCCCAGAUCCAUCAGAUCCAGGCUUCAUCUGAGCCGCCGUGUACAGACAGCCGGGCCCAGAGGGUUGAAGCUCCUCCCUGCAGGACAGUCUCCGGCAUCCUGCCACAGGGCUCAGGAGGGGCGGGGGAGACAGCAGAGGAACACAUGACGAGAUGCACACACACGCUAAAGGCCCCGGCAGGAGGCUGUCUGGUGGAUGCUUGCCUUCUGCGUGGAUCCUCCGGUGGUUUGUGUGUCGCCGCAGCAGGAAAGUGGGCCGUGUGUCUCUGGAGUCAGACUGCAGCUUCUGACUGGAGCCUGACUCACACCUGGGCCUUCAAUGAGCCAGUGAUCGAUGUGUUUCCGGUCCCGGACGCUGCAGGGCUGAUGUGUGUGACUCUGGGUCAGUUAGAAAUCAGAGAAGUGAGGAUGCUGUCGUGCUGCAGCCUCUCCCAGCUGCUGCUCUGUGGCGGCGUUGUUCAGGCGGUUGUGUGUGUGUCCAGGUCCAGAGUGGUAACCUCCUCACACUCAGCGUCUGGCUCCAGCCUGCAGGUGUUCACGCUCUCAGACAGCGGCAGCACACCGGACCCUCAGCCUCUGGUGUCUCCUGGUGUUUGUGUCGGGGCCCUCGCUGCAGUGGCUGGACUUCCUAACGCUCUGAUUGGCUCUGAUGAGAGCGGCCGCCUCUUUGUCUGGAACUUAAAGACGGGGCAGCUGCUGCAGAGAAUCAUCCUCAGAGAAGAUUUAUCGCACAUGGCCUGUCUCAGAGGAUACUCCUACUGUGGAGUGUUGUUUGUCCUGCUGCAGCAUCAGUUGUUCAGCUCUCUGGAGGAAGAAGUAAAAGAGAAGGAUGAGGAGAGUAAGAACAUGGCUCUGUUCUCCUUGGUCGCCAUUAACCCUAUGAAUGGAAAAUCUACCCUCGCUACUCGGCUGUAUCCGCCCAACGCCUGGUCCGGCAGGCUGUGUGAAGCAGACGUUAGCGGCUCCAGCGUGGUGGGCCUGAGUCAGAGCGGCUGUGUGUGUGUGUGGCAGCUCUGGCCCCGGGGGCCCUCCAGGAUGGUGCCGGCCCCCGAGAGCGAGGGCUGGCAGCUGGCUCGAUGGGGGGGAGAGGGAACGCUGCUGACUGGACAUCACAACGGAGACGUCACCCUGCACUGCUACAGUCAGACUUCUCUCUGCCACCAAUAAGACUUUCUGAAGAUCUGAUCACUUUUAUCCCAAAGCAAUCUCCGCCCAUCGCUGUGUGAAUGUUUACAUGAAGAUUUUAACCUUUUAAAAUACUUCAAAAUCACAUUUGGUUCUGUGGCGUCUCGUAAUCCCUGUUAUUUUGUUGAUUUUCAGGUUCAUGUUUGUAUUUUGUGCCUCUACUGUGACUCACUGUUUGCAUGCUUAAAUGUCCAAUGCUCAAAAACCUAAACUACACACUACGGGGAAGGGGAAACCCCAAAAAGCAUAAUAAAGUAGUCUCUGCUAAGAUUUGGUAAACGGCACAUAUUCAACAACUCAUUGAACUGCUGGUACUCAGAAAACAAGACUGAAUUAUUGAAGGGUUAGUACUUCCUAUUUGUUUUCCUUCAGCCUUUCUACACUGUUAGUGUUCAUAGAGCCCCAGUAUCACACUCUGUGAGAGUGUUUACUUAAUGAUUGAUUUUCACGUUUUAGACCACUGUAAAACCAACUUUGUGUUUUAUUACUGCUGCUGUUAUGAAUGUUCCUUACUGUUGUUACUUGAAUAUGUUGUUGCAUGUCUUGUAUUUAAAAGAAAGAAAAGUGUUGCUAAAGUUUGUUCUUAUCAUUUACAUUAAACCUUAAAUAUGUUGUA
This is a messenger RNA of Gymnodraco acuticeps, 5261 nucleotides long. It is a transcript of the gene palb2, whose product is annotated as partner and localizer of BRCA2. The record is from RefSeq and is a predicted model, not a curated record. Gene Ontology annotation, biological process: double-strand break repair via homologous recombination. Gene Ontology annotation, cellular component: nucleoplasm. Lineage: Eukaryota; Metazoa; Chordata; Actinopteri; Perciformes; Bathydraconidae. Gene Ontology annotation, molecular function: DNA binding; protein binding.